GAGUGAUUUACAGCUAGUUAUGCAGGAUGCACCUGUGCUUUACUUGAUAUAUUUAUUUGGUGUUUCAUGCCAUGCUUCUGCAAUUAAGUUAAUUAUUUUCUAAUUGCGUCUUCGCAUUUUGCAAUUCUGCAAUGUUGCAAUAUUGCAAUUUAGCGCUUGAACACAUGUAGAUUCCGUUUAAUUAAAUAGUUGCAGAAAGGAAAUGAGUGAUGUCGAAUUACAAGAGGAAGAAAGAGAAGUAUUACUUUCUAUUUAUGAGGGUGAUCCAGCAUUUAAUCAGUUAACACCCACUACCUUUCAGUACAAGUAUGGAGAAGAUAAUGACACAAAGUCAUUUCUAUUGGAAAUUUCAUGGGGUCCGACAUAUCCGUCUGAAAAGCCAAACAUCAAUAUGAAUAUAUUUUACAAUAAACACAUUGUGCAAGAAGUAAAGGAUGAAGUAGUGAAACAAUUAGAAGCAGAAGCAGAUCAAUGGUUAGGUAGUGCCAUGACAUAUACAUUAUUCCAGUAUGUUCAAGAACAUUUUACCGAACUGUUAUCUAUGCAACUGGAUUCUAUUACUGAUAUAAAUUCACAAGCCAGUAAACUUAAAAUAUCGAAUGAGAAUCAACAGACGGAAGAAACUGUAAAAAGACCAAAGAAAGAACAAUUAAGCAAAGCUCAAAAACGUAGACAAUGGAAUAAAGCAGAUGGAAAAGGAGAAAGACCACGAGGAUGGGAUUGGGUGGACAUAGUGAAACAUUUAUCGCAAACUGGUCCAAAACAGGAACAAGAGUCGUCUUAGUUUACGUUUUCUAAGACUUUAUUGUACAGAUUUAAAAAAGGAAACCUGAUGUUGCGUUAAUGCAGCUCUGGUUGCUGCACCGGCUACGCCAACAAUAGAUUUCAUUGCUGUGGAAGCACACAGUACGACCAUUGAAUGAGUUAAGAAAUAAGGUAUUAAUAAUUCCAUGCCCAUUGCCACAUCAUUAAGAAUAUCCGCAAAAAAUCUCCAUUUUUUACAUUGUCUAUCUAGGUCAGACCUAAUAGAUAGAAAUACAAAUUGUAAACAUGAGAGAGAGAGAGAGGGAGAGAGAGAGAAGUUACAAUAUAGAGAUUGAUAAUAUUUAAGA
This is a messenger RNA of Polistes canadensis, 1112 nucleotides long. Its product is annotated as RWD domain-containing protein 4. Gene Ontology annotation, molecular function: protein binding. The transcript has 6 exons. The record is from RefSeq and is a predicted model, not a curated record. NCBI's taxonomy places the organism in Eukaryota, Metazoa, Arthropoda, Insecta, Hymenoptera, Vespidae. The coding region runs from base 203 to 784 and encodes 193 amino acids.